CUGCUGGCUGGUAGGCAAGCUGGCUGUGCGUAGCGUGCGCGUCGGGAAAAGCGUUGGACCUCCGUGUCCUGUAUUCGUAUUAUUCUCCUUGCACCCGUCUCCGUCAAAGGAGGUCACUCUGUAUCUGCUGUCCCUGCUUCACGCACUGUCUCUUUUGCACUCGCAGCGUCUGGCUGCUCGAGUUAUGUCCAGCGUUCGAUAGCCACAGGAAAAAGUCCCCAUCUCAUCCAAAAUGGCCGUCGCACGAUCUCUUCGCCGGACCAAUCCCAUCACUCUGGUUUUGGCCGGCCUGUUGACUAUCGGCUUCCUCAUCUUCAUCUUCUCCUCGACCGACGCUGUCCCGGCAUUGCAUGUUCCUGGUGCGCGACAACUGCUCAAGUCGAAAGAUGCCGCCUCCAAUGCCCUCUCCCCGCCGUCGCUCCCCUUCUUCAAGUCCAAUCUCAAGCCUGGCGAGAAGGCUCCCCCUCCGCCAGUUGUCCACUACCACAUGAACAAUGUCACAAAUACUGCCGAUCCUAUUGGCAACCGUGAAAGUGUUCUUAUUCUUACUCCGCUCGCCCGCUUCUACGAAGAGUACUGGACGAACUUGGUCGCCCUGACCUAUCCUCACGACCUGAUCAGCUUGGGUUUCAUCAUCCCCAAGGGACGUGAGGGCAAUUCAGCAACAGCUCAGCUCCAAGAACAAAUCGCCAGAACACAAUCGAGCAGCAAGAAAUUCGCAUCCAUCACAAUCCUUCGCCAGGAAGAUGAGCCUCCACUCACGUCGCAAGCAGAGCACGAUCGUCAUGCCAUGUCGGCCCAGAAGGAGCGCCGUGCUGCCAUGUCGCGCGCGAGAAACGCCUUGCUGUUCACAACUCUCGGUCCAACCACCUCCUGGGUCCUCUGGCUCGAUUCCGACAUUGUCGAGACACCUCACUCGUUGAUCCAAGAUUUGGCCGCUUUUGAUAAGCCCAUUAUUGUUCCCAACUGCUUUCAGCGUUUCUACGACAAGGAGAAGGGCGCCAUGGAUGUCAGACCCUAUGACUUCAACAGCUGGAUCGACAGCAACACUGCUCAGAAUCUGGCCUCGAAGAUGGGACCGGACGAGAUUCUGCUCGAGGGUUAUGCCGAAAUGGCAACAUACAGAAGUUUGAUGGCAUACAUGAGCCACCCCGGUGGUAACCCCAAAGACAUUGUCAACUUGGAUGGUGUAGGCGGGACAGCAUUGCUCGUCAAGGGCGAUGUUCACAGAGAUGGUGCCAUGUUCCCACCAUUCCCCUUCUACCACCUCAUCGAGACGGAAGGAUUUGCAAAGAUGGCCAAACGUCUAGGAUGGAGCAGUUGGGGUAUUCCCAACUACUUUGUUUACCAUUACAACGAGUAGAUUGCAUAAGUGUGGAACAUAUAUGGGAUACAGUCAAGAUUUCGGAGAGUGAAAUUCGCAUAUUCAAGGGCGCGGCGUUGAAGGCGCAUGCUUGCAGGCAGGAGGUGCUACAUACAAAUUUAGAAGGAACGACAUAUUCGAGUCGGACCAAAUGCAGAGACAUUUGCAAACGAUGUAAAAAGGUGCAAACAUGUGGUUCCACAGAUGGGUUGAUGGUUUCAGCUGAGAUGCUAAAGGGGGUCAGUCGAGUCCAGGUCUUUCGUUCGUGUCAUCAGGAGAGCUAGUCGGCCGUUGGGUCGAAAUUAGAAGCAAGGAGGCGGUGGCAGAGAGCAUGUUCAUUGCCAAGCAUCGGGAUUCUGAGGGUCUUUCGGAGCCGCUCAUCGACCCCCUGGGCCCUGGUUGACACGCUGUU
Molecule: messenger RNA, 1775 nt
Organism: Aureobasidium subglaciale EXF-2481
Lineage: Eukaryota; Fungi; Ascomycota; Dothideomycetes; Dothideales; Saccotheciaceae
Product: glycosyltransferase family 62 protein
Exons: 4
Coding region: 233-1363 (376 amino acids)
Biological process (GO): protein N-linked glycosylation; cell wall mannoprotein biosynthetic process
Cellular component (GO): mannan polymerase complex
Molecular function (GO): alpha-1,6-mannosyltransferase activity
Source: RefSeq, a predicted model, not a curated record